Molecule: messenger RNA, 207 nt
Organism: Blepharisma stoltei
Lineage: Eukaryota; Ciliophora; Heterotrichea; Heterotrichida; Blepharismidae
Source: the annotation of a GenBank genome assembly
AUGGAGAUUAUAGGAACAAAUAUGAAAUUUUCUUUAAUCUACUUUAAUGCUCAUCCCAAAGUUGGUGAAUCCUGCAUGCAGCUUUAUGGAAUGCUCUUUAUAAUUUUGAGUCUUUUCUCUCUUAAGUCUUGAUCUUCUGGAAUUAAAGCGACAUUAAAAUUUCAAGCGACUGAGCCUAAAUCUUUGUUUUUUUCCUUCAUAUCAUAA